Adineta steineri is the source of this 4191-nucleotide messenger RNA. NCBI's taxonomy places the organism in Eukaryota, Metazoa, Rotifera, Eurotatoria, Adinetida, Adinetidae. The record is from the annotation of a GenBank genome assembly.
AUGUUGAAUUCACUAAAACGGUGGGUUCAAGAUGUGGCGGUUGAUCUCACUCCUCCACCACCACCACCAUCGUCGUCGUCGACGUCUACAUCGCCAUCGUUUUUAUCAUCAUCUUCUAAACAAGGAUCAACACAUCCUUAUUUUCAUUCAACGACAUUUACAAAUGACCGUUUAUCAACACAUUCAUCAUCAUCAUCAACUAUGGGCCUCUCGAGACCAAUAUCAAUGGAUAGUGUUCGUAAUUCAAAAAUGAUUAAUACAUCAAUUCCACCACCACCUCUAGCAUCACCUGCUGAACUCGAUUUAAGUCAUUUGAAUCGAGAAGAACAAGAACAUAUUGCAAAUGUAUUAAAACGAGCUAGAGCUGUCGAUGAACAACAAUCACCAGUACCACCAGUUAUUGUCCAUUCAGCACAAUCGCCACCGGCAUCAAUAGUUUCAGCAUCAUUAUCGCCUUCAGCAUCAUCAUCAUCAUCAACAUCAACAAGUAGCUAUAAUAGUGAACAACCGGAAAAAUAUGAACAGAACGAUAAAUAUGAUAAUAUCGAUGAUAAUGAAAUAAGUAAAGAUGAAGAACUUUCAUCAUCAUUUUUGCCGGAAUCAACUUUAAUAGCUAUUCACCGAUGUCAAGUGUGUAACAAAGAGCAACAACAAAAAGGAAAUACGAUGAUUUGCCUUCACUGUCAAGCCGACGACGAGAUUGCUCGAGUUACACAAAACAAUACCACUCCUCAAACGUCAAUAAGACAAUCAUCAUCUCCUAUACCAAUAAAAUUAUAUGAGCAUGAACAAGAUAAGAUCUAUGAUAAUAUAAUGUGGAUUGAUCAGCAAUUAAUAAAACGAAAUUCCCCUGUUGAAGAGAAUACAUCUCAUAGAGUUCAGAAUGAUGCAGAAAAAAUGAAUAAAAAUCAAGAGGAAAAAAAAGAAGAAAAUGAUGAUGAUGAUGAUUAUGAUGAUGAUGGUGGUGAUGGCAGUAAAGAAAGAAAACAAUUAUGUCAAUCAUCAAUUCUUCAAUCCACACUUCCCGUGAAAAUACAAUCAAAUAAUCUAACAGAGAUAGAUGAAGAUGAUUUUUUUUAUCAAGGACCCAGUCCUUAUGUAACAGCAAUUGAUAAUAAUAAUCAAAUACUUGACAAAAUCAAAGACCCAUCAUCAAUACCGUCAUAUAAAAUCGAUGAAUAUAUUGAUGAAGAUGAUAAUGAUGAACGCGAUCAUGUUAAAGAAUUAGAAGAAACGAUAGCUAAUCUAUCUCGACAUUUUCCUGUGUCAUCACAACAACUUAAUGAUAUUGAGAUAAAACCAAUAGUAACAAAUUUACAUCAACCAUCAAGUUUAUCUGUUGGUAAAAUUGAUAUUGAUUCAAUACUUGAAAUGGAAAUUGAAUCACCAUCAACAGAUGAACAUUAUAUUCAAUCAUCUUCGUCGUCGUCGUCGUCUAUUCGUCCUUCAUCAGUAUUAAAUCAACAUUCACACAACGUGCCAAUUGCAGUACCAAUAACAUUUAAUAGUCGACGAGCAAGUCUCAGUCGUUCAUCCGGUGUACGAGAAAAUUUAACUGAUCUACUUAGUAUAACAAAAGCAGCAGCUGCAGCAGCAGCAGCAGCAGCAUCAACAACAACAAUACCAUUAGAAUCUUAUUAUUCAGAUAAACGAUCAUUACAGGGAACAACAUCUAAUUUCAGCAAGCAUAUAAUGCCUUUACAUCGUCAAAAACGUAACUUACCAUCUGUACCAUCACCAAUAACAAAUCGUUUACAAUUACGUCGAGCAAAUUCAGAAUCUCGAUUUAGUCUUCCAGCUGUACCACCACCAUCUAUACUUAUAUCUAAUAGUAAUAUUGAUGAUGAAAGUGAUUUACUUGAAAUAGAUCUUAAUGAUCCAACGGGUUCAACCAGUCGAGCAGCACGAUCAAAAACUGAAUCUGAAUUAAACAAUAAUAAUAAUAAUAUUACUACUAAUAAUAAUAAUAAUAACAACAAUAUAAAUACAUUAUCUUCAAGUAAUCAAUUGUCAUCAAUGAAUGAUUUAACUUUACCAAAAAAACAAAUUAAACAAUUACGAGAUCAAACAACAAAUACACCACCAAUAUCAAGUCUUACAUCAUCAAUAAAACCUAAAAAGAAACUUAAGAAAAAAGGUUCAAAUUCACCGAAUCAUACGAAUGGUCAUCUUAUAAAUUCAAUGGAAAGUAAUGAACAAAUAACACCAAUUAUAGUGUCACCAACAAAAACAAAUCCACCACCGUCAGUUUUAUUAUCGUCAUCAUCACCACCAACAUUAACUACAAAUCGUUUAAAAUUACAAAAGAGUACCAGUACAGAAAUAUUAUAUCCUUUUCCUGUAUUAAAAUUAAUUUUAAGUCGUGAUAAUUUGAAUCCAUCACGACGAGAUGAUGCUGAUCUGGGUCUUCAUAUAACCGGUGGACAUUCAAUACCAAAUUGUAUGGAAGUAACAGCAUGUAUUGAACAUGUUGAUACUCAUCAUAAAAAUUAUAAUAUAUUAAGAAAUGCAGUGGAAGAAGGUGAUGAAGUUCUGGAAGUUGGUGGAGUGCCGUUACGUGGUAAAAGUGCAUUAUAUGUUGAAAAUUUAAUGAAUUCAAUUCAAGAUGAAUUUGAAAUUGUUAUUCGAAGUCAAUAUAUUAUACCACCUAUAUCGCCUGCAAUUGAAAUUUUUAAAUCAGAUAAAAAUCAUUCACAUAAUUCUACAAAAAAUAACGUAACAGUUUCACCGAAUUUAUCAUUAACAGUUGAUUCAAAUAAUCAACGAAGACAUUCAAUGGAUACAUCACAAUUUUCUCCGACUCAUCUAACAAAUAAUACAGUUGUUAAAUCUCAAUCAACAUUUAUGUCACUACCAGUGGAUGAUGAUUCGAAUAAUGUAUCUGAUCAAUUACUUUCACCUAGUAAUCAUCGAAAGAAAAGUGUAUCUUCAAAAGAACGUCUUUUCUCUGUUGAAUCUCUUCAUCGUUCACCAUCAACUAAAUCAAUUGAACAUUUAAUGAAAGUAGCUACACAAUCAUAUGAUACAAAACCUGCCGUUGAUAGAUUUCAUAGUUUACCACAAGGAGACCGGCGACAUUCAAUAAAACCUGAUGAAAAACGAUCGACACCAUUAGUAAAACAAACAUCAUUAAGUGUUAAUAUUACACCGGAAAAUAAAAUGACACAUGACGAUUCAAUAAAUCUAGCUCAACCAUUACAACCACCUCGUAAAUAUGAACAUCGUAAUAGUUUAUUACCGAAUGAUCCAGGUUUAAAUCGAGCUGGUAGUAAUAAUAGUAUUGAUCGAAGAAAUUCAAAUGAAUCUGAUGAAAGUGAUAAUCUCUCACAAUAUUUUCUUUCAUCUUCAAGUCGAAAAAAUAGUUUAAUGACAACAAAUGAAAUUUCUCAUACUGAAUCAUCUCAUGAACAAAAUCAAAAUAUAAUACCUACUGAUAAUGAAGUAGCAAAAGAUGCAUCACGUCGUUUACAAAAUUUUAUUAAGACAGCAGAUGAAAAACAACAAUCAAGAAAUUCAUUAGGUGAUGAAUCAAUUAAUUUUAAGAAAACAGAUGUAAGAAAAUUAUCAACAUCAGCAUUAGGUUCAUUCAAAUUUGCAAAGAAACCAAAAGAGAAUAAUAAUACUGAAAUAUCAACUCAAUCAGUUGAAUCACGUGAGAAUGAAUAUGUUGGUGAUAUUGAAUUACAAAUCGGACAUAAUAGUGAACGUGAACAAUUGGUUGUAAGAAUAGUUCAAGCAAAAAAUUUACCUGCUAAAGAUACAAAUGGUUUUUCUGAUCCUUUUGUUAAAAUUUAUUUAUUACCAGGAAGAGAUCAAGAAAAUAAACGUCGAACAAAACAUAUCUCAAAAAAUUUGAAUCCUGUAUGGGAUCAUACUGUUAUUUAUGGUAAUAUGCAUCGAGAAGAAUUACAAUAUAAAAUGCUUGAAUUUACUCUUUGGGAUUAUGAUCGUUUUAAAGCCAAUGAUUUUAUUGGACAAAUAACAAUUGAUUUAAAAGAUGCCAAAGUUAUUGACGAUAAACCACAUUGGUAUCGUUUACAAGCAUUACGUUCACGUGAAGAAGCAACAAAUCGUGGUUCAUCACCACGUUUAUCUAAAAUGACAUCAGUCGAUUCAACAGUUUCAUCAUCAUCAUCAAUCGCAAAUAAAAAUAAUGUUAAUGUACAAUCGAAGGGUAGUAUACGGAAAUAA